CCUCGCCCCGACAGCGGCCUCCGGGAGUCGGCGCCCUCCCGCCGAGCCACCCUCCGCCUCCUCUGCAAUCAGCCCACCCGGCAGACCUGGCCCGGGUCACAGGCAGCCCAGGCACAGGCAGACGACCCUGCGCAUGCGGCCCAAAGGAAAAAGAGGUCUAUGUGCGAGAUUCUCCCUCAGCAAAAGCCGACACCGGUGUUUUCCUUGGCCUUGCAAGGUUUGGCUUGAAAGGAGGCAAUGCCCAAGGUUCAGGCUCCAGAUGCAGGCCUGGAGGCACCAGAGCUGUGUUUAAAGAGGUGGGAGAACCCAAUCAACGUCGAGAGUGUAUCCUGGUCCCUGCUGCGGCCUUAGUGCGCCUGGAGCUGCAGGUCCGCUCCGGUCUAGAUGUGAGGGCAUCUGCCCGGCCUAAGGCCGAGUUCCACCCUGGCUUCCCGGGAUGUCGGUGGCUUUCGUACCGGACUGGCUGAGAGGGAAGGCAGAAGUCAAUCAGGAGACCAUCCAGCGGCUCCUGGAGGAGAAUGACCAGCUGAUCCGCUGUAUCGUGGAAUAUCAGAACAAAGGCCGGGCGAAUGAGUGCGUCCAGUACCAGCAUGUGUUACACAGAAAUCUCAUUUAUUUGGCUACCAUCGCGGAUGCCAACCCAACCAGUGCUUCAAAAGCAAUGGAAUAGUCUUCCAGUUGGCUGUUGUGAGGAGUAAUUGAAUGUGAUCUAUGUCCUAUGAAAUGGAUAUUUGCCAACUCAACUGCUUAGAAUGUGAAUGGAACCUCUGUGGCUCUUUUAAAAAUGUGAAAAUGUGAAGAAAGCUACUAACUUAACCAUAUUCUCAGUAUAAAUAUUUAAUAAUUAAGUGGAUUCCCUCAAUUAAGUUGACUCCAAGUGUCCUCCAUCCUGAAAUAAGUGUGUUUGGAUAACAGAGAUAUAAUGGGCAUCUUCAAGUCAACCUUUUUAGUUUCAGCCUGAAGAGGAAACUGAGCAGGUAUUGGGCGAUCAGCAGGAAUUGGUGAGACUUUCCACUGACACACUGCCAAAUGGACAUGUGACUGUUUCUCCCUCCUACCAGUUUGUGGUUGUGGACCUCUGACUGCUCUUUUCAUGUUACUUUGAAAUAAAGCUUGCCUUCCCACAAAAGCCUGAUAUUAAGGUAUAGAAAUUUUCCUGUAAUGUCUUCCACUUGGUUUUUGAGAAAAAGUGUAAGGAGUUAAAAAUACCUGUAACACCACCACUGUUAUUGCUAACAAAAAUUAAUAGUAAGUCAACAAAAAUUAAUAGUAAGUCAACAAAAAUUAAUAGUAAGUCUUAAGUGUCAUCUAACAUCAUCUACUAAUAGAAGAUGUGAUGCUGAAGGAAGAGUAUCUUUUUCUUUUCUAUCCUUUUAAGGUUCUCAGCUAGGCCUCUAUAACAAAAGACAGAUUAACAGAAGAAAAGCAUAUGCAUUUAUUUAAUAUAAGUUUUACGUAACAUGGGAGCCUUCAUAAGGAAACAAAGACUCAAAGAAACAGUUAAACCUGAGCAUUUUUAUAUGAAGUUCGAUGAAAAGUAUAAAGUUGUAGAAAAAUGUGAUGGGACAUAAUGGUAUGAGCUAAGUGUAGGAAACUGGGGGAGAUGUAACAAGGCCUUUUCGUUCAAAAUCUCUGUCCCUCUGGGUGUCGGAAGGCACCUCUCGUAUGAGAGUCACAUGACCUGCUUUAUGGGAGGAGGUCUGAGAGUCCUA
Molecule: messenger RNA, 1712 nt
Organism: Dama dama (fallow deer)
Lineage: Eukaryota; Metazoa; Chordata; Mammalia; Artiodactyla; Cervidae
Gene: SS18L2
Product: SS18 like 2
Exons: 5
Coding region: 437-670 (77 amino acids)
Biological process (GO): positive regulation of transcription by RNA polymerase II
Cellular component (GO): nucleus
Molecular function (GO): transcription coactivator activity
Source: RefSeq, a predicted model, not a curated record